AUGUACUCCGAUACCAACACCACAGAUUCUGAUCUUCCCAGUCUCUUAGAGAGAUACAAGCCAGUCCCUCAACAUGCCAUUGAUCCUGCGUGCUUGAGUUUGGCAAAACAAUGGUUGUCGACUUGCCUGAAUGGACAUCAGCAGUGCGAUAAGCGGUUCGAUACGGCUGGCCCCUCUCGGUUAAUUGAUCUUCGUGGCGACGUUAUCAAGCUUGCACUAGCUCCAGAAGAGUCAACCCAGGGCUCCUACGUUGCGCUCAGCCACUGUUGGGGCGGUUCGCAAUCACUUCAAACUACGUUGGCAUCUCUGGCUAGUUUCCAAGAGCGGAUUUCUCCCAAUGACCUACCGCAAACAUUCUUGGAUGCUAUAUAUGUCACGCGAGCACUUGGAUUUUCGCAUAUCUGGAUUGAUAGUCUAUGCAUUAUUCAAGAUGACGCUUCAGAUUGGGAGCAGCAAUCAAGUAUAAUGGCAAGUAUAUACAGCAAUGCUGAUCUGGUUUUGGCUGGUGUUGCAGCCGGGUCAGCAGAUGAAGGGUUUUUGCGAAAACCAAGGCAAUCUUGUGAAGGAAUUGUAAAUCUCAGUGUAAGAGGAGGCGAAUCUUCAUUCGUUUAUAGGGUAGUGCCCGAUUCACAUGAUUUCAUAGAAGAGCCGUUGUACAAACGGGGAUGGACUCUACAAGAGAGGUUGUGUGCUCGUCGCUUCCUCGCGUAUGGCAACUGGGAAAUGAGCUGGGAGUGCAAAGAGUGCUCUUGCUGCGAAUACCACGGUAACAACCUUGACAGCGAUUCAAUCUCGCAACAAGAGGGCAGUUUUGGAGCCAGGAUGGAGACUACAAGUCCACAAGAUUUUGCACAGCUUUGGGGUACUCGUGUUGUCUACCCAUACUGUCGGAGAUCACUGACGAAAGCUACGGAUACACCAGUCGCAAUAUCAGCUCUUGCUGCUCGGUUCCAUUCACAGUUCCAAGGUACAUAUCUCGCCGGCUUGUGGAAAGAAGAUCUCUGCAAAGCACUAUUAUGGUUCUCCAAACCACCGGGACGUCCAUCGUCGUUUUUUGCCCCUACUUGGAGUUGGAUGUCGCUUCAACUGCCUCAUGAAAUUGACUACGAUCCGACAGUUACGUCAAAUCACGUUCUGGAAGAAACACUAGUCUUCAAUGUGCAGACCGAAGUAACGCCUUCGACCACCAACCCUUACGGCCCUGUCUCGUCUGGCACAAUACGCCUGGCCGGUAUACUGAUCUCAGCAUCGCUCGAAGCUGGUCGCUCGCCAGCAGAUCCCUGGGAGGAUGCCAAAAUGUCCACGUUGCGGUACAACAUCUCCAGUGCAAUUUCCUACAUCGACACACCAAUUGUUCGAGUGGAUGCUCGACUCAUGAAUGGAACUGAAGAGAGUACAACAAAGCGAGCUGCAAGACAAGAAGAAAAUCCUGGUGGAGCUUACCCGGUAACACUUCUUCCAAUCUUUAGAUAUAGCUGGGGUGUAACGGGACUCUUGCUCGGACGGUCAGUCACGUGCGUAGGGGCAUAUGAGCGCAUCGGCAUGUUUGACUAUCUUUCUGGAUCUACAUUCGACUCCAUGAGAAAAGACUACGAAGUCUGCGACGUCACCCUUGUCUAG
Molecule: messenger RNA, 1620 nt
Organism: Alternaria atra
Lineage: Eukaryota; Fungi; Ascomycota; Dothideomycetes; Pleosporales; Pleosporaceae
Exons: 1
Coding region: 1-1620 (539 amino acids)
Source: RefSeq, a predicted model, not a curated record